This is a messenger RNA of Lotus japonicus, 3369 nucleotides long. RefSeq names its product putative white-brown complex homolog protein 30. Bases 85 to 3369 code for a protein of 1094 amino acids. NCBI's taxonomy places the organism in Eukaryota, Viridiplantae, Streptophyta, Magnoliopsida, Fabales, Fabaceae. Gene Ontology annotation, molecular function: ABC-type transporter activity; ATP binding; ATP hydrolysis activity. The transcript is spliced from 14 exons. The record is from RefSeq and is a predicted model, not a curated record.
GAUAACAAUUUCACGUUAAUAUUAAUCUUCAGUAAAUUCUGACAUGCAUGGUCUUCACAGGGUGCUUCACUUGGUUGGCUCCAAAUGAUGGAAAUGAGAGAUACAAGGAGCAAUGCCUCCUUGUUGGUCUCUCUUGUUUUGUUCUUCUCCACUUUUGUUUUGCUAUUACCGGUUCAAUGUGAGGACGGGGAUGAUUCUUUUGUACCCUCAUUCUACACUGAUGAAAUCUACAAGGAGCUUGAAGGUCUCACUAAGGCUUUCACCAGGGACAUUAAGGAAGAAUUAAACUUCUGCAUAAAGGAUGUGAACAAAGACUGGGAGGAGGCUUUUGAUUUUAAAGGAAAAUUGGAUUUUGUGGAUUCCUGUGUUAAGCAAAAGGGUGAUUUCAGAGAUCGAGUGUGUACGACUGCUGAAAUAAGGCACUACUUUCGAAGUUUAUUCGAACAGGGGGCCUCAUCUGCCAGUUAUCUAAAGCCUAAUAGAAAUUGCAAUUUGACUUCAUGGGUUUCUGGUUGUGAACCUGGUUGGAGCUGUAGUGCUGGCCAGCAAAUUGACCUAAAAAAGGAUAUAAAGGAUAUUCCUUCUAGAACUAGUGACUGUGAACCUUGUUGUGAGGGGUUUUUCUGCCCUCAAGGAUUGACUUGCAUGAUAACUUGCCCACUUGGUUCUUAUUGUCCACUCGCAAAAUUGAAUGAAACUACUGGAGUAUGUGAUCCAUAUAAUUACCAGAUUCCUGCAGGAGAAACAAAUCAUACUUGUGGUAGUGCUGAUAUUUGGUCUGGCGUUGUGAACAAUAGUAACAUCUUCUGUUCUCCAGGAUCAUACUGCCCAUCUCCAACGCGCAAAGUUUCUUGCGAUAGUGGAUAUUACUGCAGGAUGGGUUCAACUCAUCAAAAUCCAUGCUCCCAGUUGAGUAGCUGUAAUCCAAACACAGCCAACCAGAAUAUGCAUGCCUACGGUGCUCUGCUUAUUGUUGCUUUGAGUGCUCUUCUGAUCUUCAUUUAUAACUGUUCUGAUCAAGUUCUAGCUACUCGAGAAAGAAGGAAGGCAAAAACCAGGGAAGCUGCAGUAAAACAUGUUAGAGAAACUACACAAGCUCGUGAAAAGUGGAAAAUAGCAAAAGAUGCUGCUAAGAAGCAUACAGCCGGUUUGCAAAAGCAGUUGUCUCGCACCUUUUCUCGAAAAAAAUCAGGAAGGCAAGGAGAUCAACUUCCAUCAGUGGCUUCAGAUUCAUCAAGCAAACCUGAGGCUUCAUCUGCUGGUUCUAAUGCGAAAAAAAAUGAGCCUAGCAACCUCACUAUGAUGUUGAACUCCCUUGAGAAUGAUCCGAAUAGUGAUGAAGGAUUUGAUCUUCAGAUUGGAGAUAAAAACAUAAAAAAGCAGAUUCCAAGGGGAAAAAAGUUACAUACACAUAGCCAAAUUUUAAGGUAUGCUUAUGGUCAGCUUGAGAAGGAGAAAGCUCAGCAAGAGCAAAACAAGAACUUGACUUUCUCAGGAGUACUUUCUAUGGCUACUGAAGGUGAGGUGAGGACAAGGCCAGUGAUUGAGGUAGCUUUCAAAGAUCUGACUCUCACUUUGAAAGGGAAAAACAAACAUCUACUGAGGUGUGUGACGGGUAAAAUCAUGCCUGGUCGAGUUUCUGCUGUCAUGGGCCCCUCAGGAGCUGGAAAAACCACAUUUCUUUCAGCUUUGGCAGGAAAAUCAAGAGGAUGCACCAUGUCAGGCUCAAUUCUAAUUAAUGGAAAACCUGAAUCCAUUCACUCAUAUAAGAAAAUUACUGGUUUUGUGCCACAAGAUGAUAUUGUGCACGGGAACUUGACAGUGGAGGAAAAUCUUCAUUUCAGUGCAAGAUGCAGACUCCCUGCCGACAUGCCAAAACCAGAUAAGGUUCUGAUUGUUGAAAGAGUGAUUGAUGCAUUGGGACUCCAGCCAGUGAGGGAUUCUCUAGUUGGGACAAUAGAGAAGAGGGGCAUAUCUGGAGGGCAAAGAAAACGUGUGAAUGUAGGGCUGGAGAUGGUGAUGGAACCUUCAUUGUUAAUCUUAGAUGAGCCUACAACUGGUUUGGACAGCGCAUCUUCCAGUUUACUGCUUAGAGCGCUUAGACGUGAAGCUCUUGAAGGGGUAAACAUCUGCAUGGUACUUCACCAACCAAGCUAUACUUUGUUCAGAAUGUUUGAUGAUAUAAUAUUUCUAGCCAAAGGUGGCCUUACUGCAUAUCAUGGUCCUGUUAAAAAGGUAGAAGAAUACUUUGCUAGCAUUGGAAUCCCCGUACCAGAUCGUAUGAAUCCUCCAGACCAUUUCAUUGACAUUCUGGAAGGUUUAGUGAAACCAAGUUCAGGUGUAACUCAUGAAACACUUCCUGUCAGGUGGAUGCUUCAUAAUGGAUAUCCAGUACCACUAGACAUGCUUCAUUUAGCUGAUCAAAUUGCUGCAUCUUCAUCUACCUCAAAUGUAACCGGUGCAACAAAGGCUACUGAAGAAUCUUCUGAUCAAUCCUUUUCUAGAGAGGUUUGGGAAGAAAUGAAGAGUAAUAUUCGUAUACAACGAGAUAACAUAGAUGAAAUCUUCUCAAGAACAAAGGAUUUAUCAAACCGAGUAACUCCUGGGGUGGCCCGGCAAUACAGAUACUUCGUUGGGAGGGUUAGCAAGCAGCUUCUGCGGGAAGCAAAAUUACAAGCUGUUGACUAUCUCCUUUUAUUUGUUGCUGGUGCUAUCUUAGGAACUCUUACAAAAGUGAAUGAUGAAACAUUUGGUUCCCUUGGCUAUACAUAUACUGUCAUUGCAGUCUCUCUACUUAGCAUGAUUGCGGCCCUCAGAUCAUUUUCUCUGGAUAAAUUACAAUACUUGAGGGAGAGUGCAGCUGGGAUCAGCAGUCUGGCCCAUUUUCUGUCCAAAGAUACCGUUGAUCUUUUCAAUACAAUCAUCAAACCUGUGGUUUAUUUGUCCAUGUUCUAUUUUUUUAGCAACCCAAGGUCAACCUUUAUAAGUAACUACAUAGUAUUGUUAUGUCUGGUGUACUGUGUGACAGGCAUAGCUUAUGCAUUAGCCAUUUUCUUUGAUCCUGGUCCUGCACAACUGUGGUCAGUGCUUCUUCCUGUGGUUAUGACUCUCGUAGCCAACCAGAACAAAGAUACUAAACUGAUGAAGACCCUAGUACAGUUAUGCUACCCAAAAUGGGCUUUGGAGGCCUUUAUCAUUGCAAAUGCUGAAAGGUACACUGGAGUGUGGCUGAUAACUCGUUGCGGUUCAUUGAUAAGCAGUGGUUACGAUGUCAGCAAAUGGCCUAUUUGUCUGGUUGUCCUCAUUGUGAAUGGUAUUGUUGCCCGAGUUGUAGCCUUCUUUUGUCUAGUGAUUUCCCACAGAAGGUGA